AUGGGCCUUGAUCUGAUAGAAGGACGGUAUUUCGAUAUUGAAACAGGUUUUCUCGAUUUACUGAUGAACGAUACCCCGAGAUCGGUGGCCAUAGAGCUGAGUCAAAAUGCUUUGAAACUAUUUCGGCAUUUGAGCCUCGAGAGUAUUCUUACUCAUGAUUCCAAUUUGAGGCUACUUGGUAUUCAGUGGAAUCAGAUGUGCCUCGAUGCGAAGGAAAUCGCCAUCGCGGAUGUUCAGCAGGACAAAAUGGUGGCGGUAGCAAAGUCUAUCUUCGAUUCUAAUUGGCAUGAGAAUGGCAGACGUCGAGAUGGAGCCGGGUUUUGCCGAAUUUGCCGAUCCAACACAAAAUUACCGUUCCUACAGAACGAGUCUACAUGCUGA
Molecule: messenger RNA, 381 nt
Organism: Penicillium waksmanii
Lineage: Eukaryota; Fungi; Ascomycota; Eurotiomycetes; Eurotiales; Aspergillaceae
Exons: 2
Coding region: 1-381 (126 amino acids)
Source: RefSeq, a predicted model, not a curated record